Exaiptasia diaphana is the source of this 3230-nucleotide messenger RNA. Its product is annotated as peptidyl-glycine alpha-amidating monooxygenase. Gene Ontology annotation, molecular function: copper ion binding; oxidoreductase activity, acting on paired donors, with incorporation or reduction of molecular oxygen, reduced ascorbate as one donor, and incorporation of one atom of oxygen; protein binding. Gene Ontology annotation, biological process: peptide metabolic process. Gene Ontology annotation, cellular component: membrane; extracellular region. The record is from RefSeq and is a predicted model, not a curated record. The transcript has 20 exons. NCBI's taxonomy places the organism in Eukaryota, Metazoa, Cnidaria, Anthozoa, Actiniaria, Aiptasiidae. Bases 214 to 2289 code for a protein of 691 amino acids.
AAAAAUUCCGCGCGAGRGCGGUCAGACUUUCAGUUGCCUAUUUCUACGAUAUUAUUGAAUUGCUUUAGCCAUAUACGAUUAUUUUUGGAUAAUCGAAGAUUUAUAAUGAUUCUGUGAAAAUAAYCUCAAGGUUUUGGGGAGCGAUUGUAUGAAAUAAGACCGGAAAAGUAGCAAGCUAUUUUAAAGUGGAGGUUGCUUUAUUCUUCCGCAGAAAUGGGCAGUGAAUUAUCAUGGAUUCUUCUCUGUCUAAUACUUGGUUGUGUUGGAGUUACAACGCGUUCUUUUGAGAACUAUGGCUACAAUUAUUAUGAUAGCUUCGAUGAAUCGUUAUUUCAACGGUCAAGAACACUACAAGAUGAAGUAAAACAAGACAUUGAUAUAUCGAUGCCAAACGUUCACCCACAGAAGCAUGAUUCCUAUUUUUGUACAUCAGUGAAGAUGAAUACAAAGGAAUAUAUCACUGGUUAUGAACCUCAUGCAGAAAUGCACACUGCUCACCACAUGUUACUGUUUGGCUGUCAAAGUAUACCAACUCAAGAAAAGUAUUGGAACUGUGGUGAUAUGGGUGUUGGUGUAUGCUCAAGAGGUUCAGGAGAGAAAAUUAUGUAUGCAUGGGGAAGAAAUGCUCCAGUUUUAAAACUUCCAAAAGAUGUUGCAUUUGAAGUUGGUGAUACAGAUACUAGGUAUCUAGUUCUACAAGUACAUUAUGGUCAYGUAGAUAAGUUCAAAAAAAAUCCUCAGCUGACUGACAGAUCUGGUGUUGUGCUAAAGGCAACAAACAAGAGACCAGAUUCUUUCAAAAAAGGGGAAAUUCUACUCUUAGCAAGUGAUGGCUCAAUUCCACCACGCAAAAAAGUUUUCAAUCUUGACUUGAGCUGUAUAUACAGCAACAAAGCCAUUAUUCAUCCCUUUGCUUUCCGAGUUCAUGCUCACUCUCUUGGAAGGGUUGUAACAGGCUACAGGAUUCGUAAUAAUGAGUGGAAGUUAAUUGGCAAAGGAGAUCCUCAGCGACCACAGGCAUUCUAUGAUGUCAUAGACAAGRCUGACAUCAGACCAGGAGAUACGCUGGCUGCUCGAUGUACUUAUGAUUCAACUACUCGAGACCGAACAACAUACAUUGGGGCAACGAUGAAAGAUGAAAUGUGCAACUUUUACACAAUGUUUUACUACGAUCCUGAGACUACAAAUAGCUCACCGGAAGAUUCYUGUGGAUACAAUUCUAAAAGACUGCACUACCCUGCAGAUUCCAUAGUACCCCUUCCUGAUAACGGUCAAAAGAUGGUGAUGAAACGAGAUGUAGAUCCCUGUCCACAUUGUAAGAGAUCAACAGAGACUCUAAACGUUGAAGAGAAUUGGCCUGCGGGUGGAGCGAGUACUGGUCAGCUUGCAAAUAGCGUUGGGCAAAUUACUGGCGUUUCCAUGGCUACUAACGGUGAUGUUGUCAUCUUUCACCGUGCGACACGAUCCUGGCAAUUUGAUACCUUUACAAAUAAUGUGCUUAAAGACGACUAUCAAAAAACUCCCAUCAAGGAUUACACAGUCUCUUGGUUGGAUGCCAAGACUGGAUUGAUUAAAAGACAAUGGGGUGAUAAUAAGUUUUACCUCCCACAUGGAUUGACAGUCGACAAAGAGGACAACCUAUGGCUAACUGAUGUAGGCUCGCACCAGGUUUUCAAAUUUCCUAAAGGCAGCGAAGAUCCUWCAAUUGUAAAAGGAAAACGUCUAAAACCUGGAAGCGACAAUGAACACUUCUGUAAGCCAACAGCUGUUGCUCUGGACUCUGAUGGAAACUUUUUCGUUUCUGACGGGUAUUGCAAUCAGCGUAUUCUCAAGUAUUCACCUAAUGGAAUAUUACUGCUUGUAAUUACAAACCAAGCUUUAGUUCAAGGUCUAGCUUCACCGAGUUAUUUUUCCAUCCCUCACAGUGUYUCUACUGAUAAAGUUAAUAAUCGACUCUACGUCGCUGAUCGUGAAAACGGACGGGUUUUGGUUUUUGACACUAAAACAGUUAGUCUUCUUAGAAUUAUCGAUGGCUUUGGAUCCCGCGUAUUUGCAGCACAUUACUCGCCUUUAAAUGGGGGUUUACUUCAUGUGGUAAAUGGCGACGAUGGUAGGUCUAAAGUAAGUGGUUUUACGUACAGUCUACGAGUCAAUAAGAUUACACAGACAUGGUCUCCUCCUGAGGGUUUUGAGAUGCCCCAUGAUGUAGCGUCAGACAAUGCUGGUCACGUAUACGURGCUGAAAUCAAACACCAAAAGGAUCAAGGAAGAAUCUGGAAAUUCGUUUAGGCCCAGCAGGCUGGGUUGAAAUGUUUUCUUCUUGUACAUAAUGUCUCGAUUCUUUUGCUCUAUAAUGGGUUAGCUUGAUUUUGAGUUUAUUUUUACAGCAAGUUCAUAAUACGAGCACAUAAAUACUCACAUCUUAUUUUAAUUAAUGAGAAAUCGUUCCUUUCCUGGACCGAUUCCUGGACCGAUUCUGAAAAGAGAUGGUCGCUUUACCAAAGUGCAUUAUCGGUUAAAAACAGGUAGAUAUUUAUCUAUUGUAAGGCAGAGGAAAAAUAUAGUUUCUCCUAACCGUGAAUUCUAAAAUAAUAUUUUUAAAUGCUCGAAAACACGGGACGCACGUCCUUGCGUCAUAUAACUGCAAACCGGCAGCGACUUUGCACAGCGGUCUUCGUAUGUUUGACGUCAUAAGGUGAUGUCAUCUGUAGAUAAGGGAAGUCAAUAUGAACUAUAUUUAAUGGGGGGUGAUAUAAUUUAUAGACAUUUCCGUACAAUGUACGUUUUAUAAUGGUUGGUGACAUUCAUUUGACAUAAUAUUUAGCAAGCUUUUCAAAAACCCGUGAAAAUACACUUGUAAGUCUUCUUUGUCUUUACGUCCCACGUUCAUUACUGUAUGUUUUGCACUUUGACUGAGACGCACUUUGUUUCACGGGUUUUUGAAAUCCACCUCGAAAUACUUAGCGUACAAAAACAGGACAUAGUAUAAUACACGCGCCAACGCAUCUCAAAAUCAUGGACAUUGUAGACUCGUUAUUCACCGAGAAAUGCUUGAUCAACUGUACCAAUAAUAAGUCAGUGGAUUAUUAUUUAAUAUUCAUAGGUGCAUGCUCCAUUUCUUAAGGAUACUUUUAUCAGAAUAUCUUUGAAAGGUAUGCUGGUAUGUAUGUCAAAAUGUAUGUUGAUUGUCCUUACAACAAUGCACGCAAAUAAAUAUCUGGGACAAGUGA